AUCAUGGCGAGCUACAAUACAGGCGCCAUUCUAAAAACUACAAGUCCGCCAUUAGUCAGUGACGCGCAUUCGCCUUGCAUCAGCGUGUGUCCGUGGACCACACGUACCGGCAAAGUUGUCACAUUAUACGCCACUUUAGCGUGUAUAGAAGUAGACAUUUCCCCAACCAAGUCAUCAGUCCACUGCCAAAUGAAACUGUUUGUUAGCGAAGGCAACCCACACUGCCUAAAAGUGUUGGCUGCCUUAGAAGUAGCCGGAGUCCAGUGUGAAGUCCAGUUUGUCAACCACGAAGAAAAAGUCGUGCCCUUCCUGAGCCGUCCAUCUUUACCAGCCCUGCUCCUUCCAAAUGGACAGCACCUUUUUGGCCCCAACGCCAUAUGCCGAUACAUGUUUGAAGUGAGUGGGCAAGAGUGCAGCGAGGCUUGCGAUCAGUGGCUCGAAUGGGAGGCCACAGAUCUCCAGCCUGCCCUGCUUCAGGCGCUUCACAUGGCGGUGCUUCAGGGGAAAGAAUCGGAGGUCCCCAAAGUCCUUGCAGGGCCUCUCAGCUACUUGGACCAAAGCUUGACCAAGGCGACCACAUCUUAUUUAACUGCGGAUGUUGUUUCGGUCGCUGAUCUUGUUGUUUGUGCCGCGCUGCAUCCGAUUUUUUCCGCAUCAUCGCUCACUUCAGGUGAACACACGUCCGUGAAGGUUUGGUUCGACCGUUUGGCCGCCUCACAGAGCUGCGUGUCGGCGUCUCAUAAAGUGCUGCAGGGAAAAGGCCUGCAGGCGAUGAAGAGCUUCAUGCAGAGGCAGCCCGCGCCGCAGAGCGGCCAGUGCAGAGGCAACGGGCAGCUCUGCAACAGCGGCCCUGUUGAGGGUGAAGAAGGGGAACAUGUGGUGUCACAGGAAGAGAUGGAAGCUGCUGCUCUCACUUGGCACAAGGGUUUAAAUUCCUCCCCAGCAGCCACAGACAGACUUCACCCAAUUCUGCCGCAGGAAGGCAAACGAAACAUCCUGUUGACCAGCGCGUUGCCCUAUGUCAACAAUGUACCCCACCUGGGCAACAUCAUUGGCUGUGUUCUCAGCGCUGACGUCUUCUCCAGGUACGGCCGACUGCGAGGCUGGAACUCUCUGUUUGUGUGCGGCACAGACGAGUACGGCACGGCCACGGAAAAUAAAGCCCGCGAGGAAGGCCUGACGCCGCAGCAGAUCUGCGACAAAUACCACGCCAUUCACGCCAGCAUCUACGAGUGGUUCCAGAUUGACUUUGACUUCUUUGGCAGGACGACUACCGAGAAGCAGACGGAGAUAGCCCAGAACAUUUUCUGGAGGCUCCACAAGAAUGGCUUCCUGGUGGAAGACUUGGUGGAGCAGCUACGGUGUGACCAAUGCCAGCGUUUCCUGGCUGACCGUUUCGUCGAAGGCACCUGCCCCCACUGCAAAUACCCGGACGCCCGUGGCGACCAGUGCGACAAGUGUGGCCGACUCAUCAACGCAGUGGAACUCAAGGCACCUCACUGUAAAGUCUGUGGACAGACUCCAGUCAUCCGCUCGUCCAAACAUCUUUUCCUGGACCUGCCAAAGUUAGAGGCUCAGUUGGAGCACUGGCUGGACAAGUCCACCGGCGACGGAGACUGGACUGCGAAUGCCAAACAGAUCACUCGCUCCUGGCUCAGGGAUGGACUCAAACCUCGCUGCAUCACCAGAGACCUCCAAUGGGGAACGCCAGUACCUCACCCGGACUUUAAAGAAAAGGUGUUCUACGUGUGGUUCGACGCCCCCAUCGGUUAUGUCUCUAUCACUGCCAACUACACAGACAAAUGGGAACAGUGGUGGAAGAAUCCAGAUCAGGUGGAGCUGUACAACUUCAUGGCCAAGGACAACGUACCGUUCCACAGUGUGGUGUUUCCCUGCUCCCUCCUGGGAGCUCAGGACAACUACACACUGGUCAAUCACUUGAUUGCCACCGAAUAUCUGAAUUACGAAGACACAAAGUUCUCCAAGAGCCGUGGCGUCGGCGUGUUCGGCGACAUGGCCAAGGGCACGGGUAUCCCGUCCGACGUGUGGCGCUUCUACCUGCUCUACGUGCGUCCCGAGGGCCAGGACUCUGCCUUCUCGUGGACCGACAUGGCUCUGAAGAACAACUCGGAGCUGCUCAACAACUUGGGCAACUUCAUUAACAGAGCCGGCAUGUUUGUUUCAAAGUUCUUUGAUGGCUGUGUGCCCGCGAUGGAGCUGCUGCAGGAAGAUAAGAAGCUCCUGGCUGUAGUGGGCUGGGAGCUGGAGCAGUACAUCCAACUCAUGGACAAAGUCAAAAUCCGUGACGGUCUGAAGCAUAUCCUCAACAUCUCUCGCCAUGGCAACCAGUACAUCCAAGUAAAUGAACCCUGGAAGAAGAUCAAGGGAGGAGAUGCAGAACGGCAGCGUGCAGGCACUGUCACCGGCGUGUCCAUCAACGUCGCCUGCUUACUGUCCGUCAUGCUGCUGCCCUACAUGCCGGCGGUCAGCCAAACCAUCAGGGAUCAACUCAACGCACCUCAUUCUUGCGUCAGCGCCAUUCUGCGCGGCACGGGCGCCUUCACUCGCGUCCUCGACGCCGGCCACCAAAUUGGCACCGUGAGUCCAUUGUUCCAGAAACUGGAGAUGGAGCAGAUUGAAACUUUGAAGAAGAGAUUUGGCGGCCAGCGGCUGGAAGAUGUACCGCCAAACAAGAAGGUGCCGACUCCAAACGCUGCCAGCCCUCAGUCGGCCGCUAUGCCGCCCAUCCCUGCAAUGGAAGUGAACGCCGGAGUUGACCCGGAGAAAGCCCGGCAGCUGACGCAGGCUGUGGCUGAGCAGGGAGAAAAGGUGCGAGCCCUGAAAGCGCAGAAGGCUGACAAAUCGGUGAUCACGGCCGAGGUGUCUAAACUAUUGGAGCUGAAGAAGCAGUUGGCGCUGGCAGAGGGCAAGAGCCCCGAGCCCGCACCCGUCAAGGGCAAGAAGUGAGACACGGCCAUAAAAGUCGCCAACACUGGAGGUGGUUAGCGGAGGGGUACAAUAUGCAAGGUGUGAUAGCGGGAAAAAGGGGGAACAAGAUGUACAUGGCGAGAUGAGCAUGUUAGCCAAAGGCAAAGCCGUGACGGGAUCUGAGACAACAGGGUUUUAGCACCAAGGUCUAAUGAAAUGCCAGUGAGGCCGGCGGGGAAAUGAACACACACAAAAGGGAGCCAAAUGAAUUCUGCUACAGAAUGGAAGGGAUUUGGGAAAAAUCCCUACACCAAGAAUAACUCAUUUGAUACUCAACAUCAGGCUCGCAAGGUGCGAAAAUGUUUUUACACCACAAUUAACACAUUCACUGCCAUUGAUGGCUUAAGAAGGCAAAUAGCCAUGUUAACUGGGAAGGCUGGCAGGGAAUGUUUAAAAAAGAAAAGGUAGCAAAUUUUCCCUUGUGAAAAUCUAUUAUGGUCCAUACAUAGUGUGACGCAGUGUACUUCCUGUCAUUCAUGUGAACAAUAAACCUUGCAUUCAUUAACAAGCAAAGAAAAUCAAUUCUUUUAUUGCAAAUUUGGGGUUACAGUGACAGAUAUAAGAAAUGUUAACAAACAUGAAUCUCAUUAAUGAUUUUUAAAAAACAUGCAUAUUCAUGUAUAAUUAAUAAUUGAUGACUUGAUUAAGAAAGUACAAAUGUAUACAGUAAAUGUUAUUGCAGUUAUAUAAAAAUAUCAAGUGGAUGUAUACCACAAGUCCCGCAUUGAAUAAAAAAAAAAAAAAAAAAAAGGUAACCUGUAGAAAUAUUAGUCAGGGGCAACCUGCUGUAUUAACUAUACGUACAUGCAAAGGCUUAUAGAAAAAGCAAAAAAAAAUAGUUGUACUCUCAAAGCGAGGGGACACAUUCAAAACGUUCCUGAGCUCCUUCUGUCCACAAAUUGGGGCAAAUAAUCUCUGCUAGCCAAAUUGCAGCCCUUUUACGAGGAGUUA
Messenger RNA from Phyllopteryx taeniolatus (common seadragon), 3939 nucleotides. It is a transcript of the gene mars1, whose product is annotated as methionyl-tRNA synthetase 1. Gene Ontology annotation, molecular function: ATP binding; methionine-tRNA ligase activity. The coding region runs from base 4 to 2967 and encodes 987 amino acids. Gene Ontology annotation, biological process: methionyl-tRNA aminoacylation. Gene Ontology annotation, cellular component: aminoacyl-tRNA synthetase multienzyme complex; cytosol. The record is from RefSeq and is a predicted model, not a curated record. The transcript is spliced from 22 exons. NCBI's taxonomy places the organism in Eukaryota, Metazoa, Chordata, Actinopteri, Syngnathiformes, Syngnathidae.